CACUGUCACAGCCACAGCUACAAUUUCCGAAGUGUGUUUAUUUUCAAUCUAAAGUGACAAUUUUGUCUAUAAUCUGAUUGAAAAUGUCGGAGAGAGACUACGCACCUCUUAGUCCUGCUUGUGUCAGAGCAUUAAAUGAUAAAUUGUACGACAAAAGGAAGGCUGCAGCGUUAGAAAUUGAGAAGAUGGUGAAAGACAUGGUAACGAAGAACAGACCAGCGGAGAUUCGGAGGUUGUUGAAAGUACUGGGCCAAGACUUUGCAAACUCGCAAAAUAAUCCUCACUCGAGAAAAGGUGGUCUCAUAGGUCUUGCAGCAAUGGCUGUUGCGCUGGGAAAGGAUACAUCGGAGUACACAGAAGGUCUCAUAAGACCAAUCUUGGCCAACUUCAAUCACUCUGAUCUCCGAGUGCGCUACUACGCUUGUGAAAGUCUCUACAACGUCGUCAAAGUCGCUAGAGGAGCUGUGUUGCCACAUUUUGUUGAAAUAUUCAACGCUCUAGCCAACCUAGCCGCAGACCCUGACCAAAAUGUCAAAAACGGCUCAGAACUUUUGGACAGGCUGAUGAAGGACAUAGUGACGGAGAGUGCCACUUUUGAUCUGGUCGGAUUCAUGCCAUCGCUUCGUGAUAGGAUUAGAACCAAGAACACUUUUGCACGACAGUUCAUAAUAUCUUGGAUAUCCGUCUUGGACGCCGUGCCUGACAUAGACCUCAUAAUUUUCCUUCCUGAGAUUCUGGACGGUCUUUUCGUCAUCCUUGCUGAUCCGACAUUGGAAAUCAAGAAAAUGUGUGAAAACGUUCUGAGCGAGUUCCUGAGGAGCAUUAAGCAAGACCCUGGAAGAGUAGAUUUUGCUGGAAUGAUCAACAUUCUCAUCAGCCACUCACAAGCCACUGAUGAUCUUGUACAGUUCACCGCCAUCACUUGGAUCAAGGAGUUUGUGCAGCUCGCUGGCAAAGAGAUGCUUCCGUUCACAUCUGGUAUCAUGAUGGCCAUCCUGCCUUGCUUGGCUUUCGACACAGACGCCAGGAAAAAUAUCAAGGAUACAGCAAAGGCAGUUAACUACAGCCUCAUGAAGUUGAUAUCCUUAGAAGAUGACUUUGUACCUGAACCCGUAGAAGUUAAGACGGAAGGAGACAGUGGGAUGGACUCGCAACUUGAUCUGCCGUCCGUAGUCAAUGUUUUGACCAGACAGCUGCUCCACAACUCUGUACAGACCAAGGUGGCAGUGCUGCGGUGGAUCUAUCAUCUACACACUAAGUUGCCUCACAGGAUGAUGUGUCACGUAGAUGAAUUGUUCCCCAUCCUGCUGAAGGUAUUGAGCGAUUCAUCAGACGAAGUGGUUCAGAACGACCUAGAAGUUUUGGCAGAGGUAAUGUCAAGGCAUCCGACUGACAAUAAACUAGCAGAAGACCACGGUGAGAGCAAACAGCUGAUGAACCCUUACUUCACCAAGUUCAUCACGAGUCUGCUUAAACAGUUUAGUUGUGAUAAACACCUGCUUGAGGACCGAGGCUCUUUUAUAAUCAGACAGCUGUGUGUCCUGUUGAACUCCAAGGACAUCUAUCUGACGCUGGCUCAGAUCCUGAUGACUGAAGAGAACCUAAAGUUCGCCAGUAUCAUGAUCGAGACACUCAACAUGAUAUUGCUGACGUCAUCGGAACUGUUUGAGCUGCGGUCACAGUUGAAAGACCUCAAGAGUGAGGAGAGCCGAUAUCUGUUCCUGAGUCUGUACAAGUGUUGGUGUCACAACCCUGUGGCUACCAUCGCUCUGUGUCUGUUGACGCAGAACUAUGCUCACGUCUGCGAACUCAUCAGGAUAUUUGGAAACCUUGAAAUCACUGUGGACUUGUUGAAAGAAGUUGACAGGUUAAUACAACUUCUAGAAUCGCCGAUAUUUACAUAUCUGAGGCUGGAGUUGCUAGACGCUCCGCACAAUGAACACCUUGUACGAGCACUGUAUGGUCUACUCAUGUUGUUACCACAAGCUGAUGCCUUCCAUACACUACGUCACAGACUGGACUGUAUUCCCAGACUACAGCUGUACCACCAAGAUAACUUAGUCGCAACACCUGCUCAAGCACUACAACCUCCCCAAUCACCACUGUUGAACGAAACUAGCUUUUUACGCAGGAGAAUCAGCAGUGUUACCGGAAGACAAGAAUCAAAGCCAAAAGAGGUGAAAAAAGAAGCCAACAACUCGAUAGACUUCAAUCAGUUGGUCGAACAUUUUGUACAAGUUCAAGAAAAACAUCGCCAGCACAAAAUCGCUGCUAGGAGUGUUGCAAUGUUAGAAAAAGGAGUAAAAAAUAUAGAAACAUAGUUUUUGUAAUAAGA
Messenger RNA from Macrosteles quadrilineatus (aster leafhopper), 2335 nucleotides. RefSeq names its product protein VAC14 homolog. The transcript has 16 exons. Gene Ontology annotation, biological process: positive regulation of kinase activity; phosphatidylinositol biosynthetic process. The coding region runs from base 84 to 2321 and encodes 745 amino acids. Gene Ontology annotation, cellular component: PAS complex; endosome membrane. The record is from RefSeq and is a predicted model, not a curated record. NCBI's taxonomy places the organism in Eukaryota, Metazoa, Arthropoda, Insecta, Hemiptera, Cicadellidae.